UGCUUAAUUAAAAUAUUAAACACAUUGAUAAUAAGAAACUUGUGCCAUAAAUAAAUUGAACAACCCUAAUUUUGUCUGUAUCUCUUUCAAAAUCCAAAAUCCAAGAAAUUGGGCGAGAAUAAUGAGGAUCGCUAUUCUCAACGACUCCACAUUGACCGAUUUCAUCCAAGACACGGAAUCGUUCGACAAUGGCGUAACGAAAUGCUUCGAGGCCCUCGACAUUGACGGCGACGGUGUGCUCUCGCGGCAGGAGCUUCGCGACGGAUUCGGCAAGGCUUUGCCGAUCGGAACAGUGGGGAAGGAAAUGGUGGAUAAUCUGUUCGAUACGGUUAUUGGGAGAUUCGAUGUGGAAGGAAAGGGCAGCAUUGGUCGAGACGAGUUCAAAUCGCUCUCGAAGGAGAUGUUGAUGGCCAUGGCUCGUGGGAUUGGGGGUACUCCGAUUCUUCUUGCGAUUCAUCAGGAUAGCUUGCUUCUCAUUGCUGUUGAUCAUGAAAAAAGAUAAAAGAAAAGAUUUGAUUUUUUUCUUAGUUUUUACAAAACAAAACGAUAUUAAUUGGAUCUCACUGCAUUGAUAUGCUAACUUUGAUACAUUUAAUUUUUUAACAUAUAUUGUAAUACAUUUCAUAAAAUUGAAAAAGAAGAAGAUUGAGAUUUGUUUGUGUUUUUCUUUGAAUGUAGUUUGUGAUCAAACGAACAAAGUUUUGGGUUUUAAUAAAAUUGUGUCUUUGAAGAUUUUCAUCUA
Cannabis sativa is the source of this 742-nucleotide messenger RNA. RefSeq names its product calmodulin-like protein 2. Bases 122 to 502 code for a protein of 126 amino acids. Lineage: Eukaryota; Viridiplantae; Streptophyta; Magnoliopsida; Rosales; Cannabaceae. The transcript has a single exon. The record is from RefSeq and is a predicted model, not a curated record. Gene Ontology annotation, molecular function: calcium ion binding.